This is a messenger RNA of Durio zibethinus, 1187 nucleotides long. RefSeq names its product membrane protein PM19L-like. The record is from RefSeq and is a predicted model, not a curated record. NCBI's taxonomy places the organism in Eukaryota, Viridiplantae, Streptophyta, Magnoliopsida, Malvales, Malvaceae.
UCUGUUUUUUUGACGGCUUGCCUUGAACAUGAAGCAUGCUCUUUACAACCCAAUAGAACCCUUUGGAAACUGCAGCCUUUGCAAGUAAAGAACCAAACCCUUCAUUUGAUGUCCUAUAUAUUAGCCUCCAAUAGUCAGAAAUCACAUGUACCUGUGAUAAUCUUUCCUGUAUUACACCUUUUAGAGUCCUGAAAACUCGUCAUCCUCUUUCUUUUUUCUACAGCUUUUCAUCUUAAAAUUAUAGGUAGUAGGAGGCAAUGGCCAACGAUCAGAUGAAACCUGUUGCUGCACUGCUUUUGUUCCUCAAUUUCUGCAUGUAUGUCAUUAUUUUGGGCAUUGGUGGAUGGUCCGUGAAUAAAGCAAUUGAUCAUGGUUUUAUCAUUGGACCUGGCUUCGAGCUUCCAGCGCAUUUCUCACCCAUUAACUUCCCCAUGGGAAAUGCUGCCACCGGAUUCUUCGUGACAUUUGCUAUGCUAGCAGGAGUUGUUGGUGUAGCAUCAGCAAUUGCAGGUCUCAACCAUAUCCGUUCGUGGAAUGCCAGUAGCUUGCCAUCAGCAGCUUCGAUUGCAGGCAUUGCUUGGACCCUUACUGUACUUGCCAUGGGAUUUGCCUGCAAAGAAAUUGAGCUUGAAAUCAGGAAUGCUCGUCUGAGAACAAUGGAGGCAUUUUCGAUCAUACUUACAGUGACACAACUUUUCUACAUAGCAGCAAUUCACGGCGGUGCAUAAAUGAUUAGCUUGAAAAUAAUGGUUAAUGGUUAAUUGGUUAAUGCUACUUGACGUGAGUUCAUUUUAUAUCUUUUACCACCAAGAAAUUUUCUCUUUGUAUUCCUUUGAUUCUUGAGAUGUACAGACAGGCCGGAAAACGGCUGCAUCUGGUUGUGGUGUGAUACUAUUGGAUUUGUUUAUGAACCUGUAAUAAACAGUUUAGUUUGAAAUUUCUGGUGCAAUGACCAGGUUUCGUCCAUCCAAAAGCUUCUUUAACGUUUCAUGUUGACCCAAAAAAGCCAGAAAAGUUAUCUACUUCACCGAUGUAAAAUAAAACACAAAACAAUUUGCCAAAACAUUUACGACCAUAUCACCUGUGCAUUGAACCAUCUAAAAAAAAUCAACGAAAUUUGUUCCAAUAUUCUUCUUUCUAUUCCUGCUGCAUAGCUUAACCAAUGGUAGCAUACAUAAGAACAAUUC